UUCCAGGUAUACUUAUGCUGUGGCACACUGUUAUAAAUCAUAGCUGGUAGGUUUCCGUCUGUUAUUCAUGGCAAGUGACGAAGAGUUGAGUAGCACAGAUUCUGGAAAGCCUAACAUUGAGAAAGCUCGCCUUGGCCCUCCCGAUCGUUGGCUUUAUUGUCCACCAUUGGGCUCGGUUAUUGCAAAGCAUUUCUUGCCUUUCAAAACUCCUCUUUGCAAACUGUAUGAUGAACAAAUUGAGAAGAAGUGGCAAUUUCAUCCACGUGAUGUUUUCGCCUAUAAAUUUCGAGGUGCUGAACCGGGAGCAAGAAUUGGAUUAUGGAUCGAUCUCACAAAAACCAAUCGUUAUUACAGUAGAAAAGAAGUGGAGAAACGGAAUUGUAUUUAUAAGAAGAUCCCAAUGAAAGGUCAUGGCGAAGCACCGUCUGUUGCCGAAACGGAACAAUUCUGUCGGAUAGUGCGCGGAUUUCUUCAGGCAAAUCCAAAAGAUGUAGUGGCGGUGCACUGCACUCAUGGAUUUAACAGAACAGGCUUCUUGAUAGCAGCAUAUCUUGCCAGUGCCAUGGAUUGGGCAAUUGAUGCUGCCAUUUAUUCAUUUGCACAAAUGAGGCCAAAUGGUAUUUAUAAGCAGCUGUAUUUGGAUGAACUUAUGCAGAGAUACGGUGAUGAAGAUGAUAGAAUUGAGGCACCACCACGUCCUGCGUGGGAAAAUGGCCCAGUUGAUGGCGAUAGAAUUUCAUUUGACGAUGCUGGCAGUGGUCAGGCUGUCUCAAGUAACAUUGAUGAACGUAUUAGCGAGCCUAAAUUUAUGGAUGGAGCAGUACCUAGUGUUAAAUAUGUAUCAGAUUCUGUGACGAGAACAAUUUUACAAAAUAAGAUUCGAGAUAUGUGUGGUUAUAAAAGAGAUGGUUUUCCUGGCAGUCAACCGGUAUCCAUGGAAAGAGACAAUUUACGUUUUUUGGCUGAGAAGAAAUAUAUGGUCUCUUGGAAAGCCGAUGGAAUCAGAUAUAUGGUCCUUAUCGAUGAUGAGGACUCAAUAUACGCAUUUGAUCGGAAUAAUCAUGUAUUUAAAAUAUCCUGCAUAACAUUUCCGCACAAAAAAGAAUUUCGCCAUAUUCAAAAUACUCUCCUAGAUUGUGAAAUGAUAAUUGAAAAGGUAAAGGGAGAAGCUGGCGACAUUAUCGAUGUUCCAAGAUUGCUUAUCUAUGACAUUAUUAAAUUCGAGGGACAGAAUGUGGGCGAAUGUGACUUCACUACACGUUUGUCAUGUAUUCGGGAAGAUAUAAUUCAACCACGUCGUGAUGCAUUGAGAACUGGUCGUAUCAGGCGAGAGAAGGAACCAAUAAGUAUACGUAAUAAGGAUUUUUGGGAAUUGGAAGCAGUUCGGAAACUGUUUGAUGAAAAAUUUACGAGAAAUGUUGGGCAUGAAAUUGAUGGCUUAAUUUUCCAGUCGGUAAAUGAACCAUAUCGUUGUGGACGGUGUGAUACGUUGUUGAAGUGGAAGCCUCCAUCCCAUAAUUCAAUUGAUUUUCAAUUGAGGAUAAGACGUAUAUCGAAACCCGGUGAAUUGCCAGAACAUAUUGGCUUCCUUUUUGUACAAAAUCAAUCAGAACCAAUGGCUCAGAUGAAAGCUACAAAGAAGUUACUGCCGUAUGAUAAUAAAAUCAUUGAAUGUACUUUCAAAGAUGGCAAAUGGGAGUUUAUGCGUGAGCGUACGGAUAAAAAUUUGCCUAAUUCGAGCAAAACAGCAAAAGCUGUCUAUAACAGUAUCAUUUAUCCGAUUGAUAAGGACUCAUUGAUAGCAUUCGUUGAUAAAAUAUGUAUGCAGAAAACGAGAAGGAGACCUGCUCCACAGUCAGCUGAUAAUGUAAUCCAGAAAAUUCCCAAGACAUAA
Loa loa (African eye worm) is the source of this 1894-nucleotide messenger RNA. RefSeq lists its product as hypothetical. Bases 68 to 1894 code for a protein of 608 amino acids. The record is from RefSeq and is a predicted model, not a curated record. Gene Ontology annotation, molecular function: ATP binding; mRNA 5'-triphosphate monophosphatase activity; protein tyrosine/serine/threonine phosphatase activity. Gene Ontology annotation, biological process: 7-methylguanosine mRNA capping; dephosphorylation. NCBI's taxonomy places the organism in Eukaryota, Metazoa, Nematoda, Chromadorea, Rhabditida, Onchocercidae. The transcript has 13 exons.